Molecule: messenger RNA, 1701 nt
Organism: Rosa rugosa (rugosa rose)
Lineage: Eukaryota; Viridiplantae; Streptophyta; Magnoliopsida; Rosales; Rosaceae
Exons: 4
Coding region: 24-464 (146 amino acids)
Source: RefSeq, a predicted model, not a curated record
UUUUAAUUUUUCUGAUUCCCAUUAUGCCCUUAAAGUCAAAAAUCCUAGAGCUCAAAUCUUCUCUCUCUUGUUCUUGGCUAUUUCGGAGAGAGACCAAGGGAAGGAGCAAAAAAUUUCCAAUUCCCGUUGGAUUCCGGAACCGGAGGGUGGCGGCGGCUCGAUUCCAGCGAAUGUGUUUUGCUGCAACCGUGAUAUUCGGCGCAUGUGCUUCUGAUUCGUCGCCGUUGCUGAUCCCGACUUGUGGAGUAAAUUGUAAGGUUAUCUCAAUGUCUAAGAUCUCACACCAAUCAGUGGCUACGCCUACUGGCUUGGCCUCGGUGUCCACUAUUCCGGCAUGCAAGGUCAAUCAGUUGGUUCAGGUUGCACAGAAGUGCCAGAGUACGAUUGCUGAAAGGGGAUCUGAUGGGGUUUCUCAGCAGGAUCUACAAGCAAAUAGUAAUUUGGUUCUGACAGCUGGGUGGUAGCUCGCAAAGAGUUUGGAAUUGCAGUCGCUGAAUGACUUGGCUUUUCUAAAAUAUAUGUGAGGUGUUUGCAGGCAUAUUUUAUUGCAUUCAUGGACGUGAUUGUUGAGUUAGAAUAUAAUGUUCAUUUUUUUAUGUUAUGUAUAUCUUUAUACUUGAAUUUUAUUUUAGUUGCUAACUUUCUAACUUUUAACAGAUAUCAGAGGUUGUGAACAACAUGAAAGAUUUGAUUGAAUUCUGCCAGGAAAACAAAGUUGGCCCAAUUGGUAUUUUCCUGUUUUCCAAUUCCUCUUUCCAUUUUGUAAUUCUCUGCUGCUGCUUUGCAUGGAGUUGAGCAUAUUGUUAGUAAUUUCUUGUUCAAUUAGUUGUAUAUUUGUAUUCCGGCACCAUCUUAGACAGAUUCUUGAACAAACCAUUAUAUGGUUUUGCCACUGAUAUCCGCUUGGUAUUGCUUGUAGCUUUAAUUUACUCAUUCUAUGAGUUAACUAUCUUCUGGUGAAGUAGUUGUAGUGUUCAAUUUGGAGCUAAUAGGCAUGCUUCUUGAGUAUUAUGUUUAAUUAAGUUAAUGGAGGUUUUGGACAUGGUGGAUCUGGAGUUGACUAGAAUCAGCUUGUUGUCGUCUUCACAUCUUUCCUGUAGGAAGUAAUGUUGCUCUUGUUUCUUGUAUUUGAUAUAUAAUGCGGUGAAGUUGGUAUUUGGCUACUUAUUUCUUGCUCUCAUUGAUUCUUUCUCAUUUCCUUCCUCCCUCUUUGUUGUGCCAAACUUUUUGUGAGCUCCUAUGUUUUGCUUGUUGCUUGUUUCAGUUGUUGAUUAUAUUUCUUUAUAUUGAUUUCUUUGAUUGACCUUCUGCUGAAAAUUGCAGAGGGCUUGCAGGUUUAUCCUCGACAUGCGAAUGCAACCAAGCUGCAGAUGCAAAGGAUGCAGGAAAUGGAGCAGUUAGCAAGUGUUCAGGGCAUGCCAACUGAUAGGAACACAUGUAAUAAGCUAAUGGUAAUAACAACCAGCACAUGGCCAGUGGAGGAGCUUUGAGUGGCUCUGCACAAGCAGCUUUAGCGCUGACCAAUUACCAAAAUCUGCUCAUGAGGCAGAACUUGAUGAAUUGAAAUGCAAAUUCUCUUUUUUUUAUUCUUAAACGAGGAGCGAUUCUUAAACGAGCUCUCAUCUCAAGAUUAUGUGAGAAUUUCACUUUUUUUUAUUUUUUUUUAUUCUUCUAGCUUCUUCGAGUUGCUUCGUAACUAGG